UCGGGUUUUUCCCGUCGGAGUCGGAAUCAGAGCCGAGAGCGCCUGACUGUAACCCGCGACAGACACAUCAAUCGGGUCUUGGCUUGCGGUUUGCGAUUGUUUACAUCCAAUCAAGUAAGAAAAAAAGUAGCCUGCUGCUGAAAUGGACACCGCUGAUCAGCUUGCAUCUGUGGGGACAUUUCAAGUGCUAAAAUUACCUCUGGGAUUUAUCCGUGUUUUGGAAUGGCUCUUUGCCAUUUUUGCAUUUGCAACAUGUGGGGGCUACUCUGGGCAGCUGCGGGUUAGUGUUGACUGCAUGGAGAAGGCCAGCAGCAACCUCAGCAUUGGCAUCGACUUUGCUUAUCCUUUCAGAUUGCACCAGGUGUCCUUUGAAGCGCCCGUGUGUGAGGGCAUAAGGAGGGAGCGCGUGUUCCUCAUUGGAGACUAUUCAUCCUCUGCAGAGUUCUUCGUCACCAUUGCGGUCUUUGCCUUCCUGUAUUCCCUCAUGGCCACCAUUGUCUACAUCUUCUUUCAGAACAAGUACCGUGAAAACAACCGAGGACCACUUAUUGACUUUGUAGUGACAGUGGUGUUCUCCUUCCUGUGGCUGGUCAGUUCCUCUGCUUGGGCCAAGGCUCUGUCUGAUGUGAAAGUGGCCACUGAUCCAGAUGAGGUGCAGCUCCUCAUCUCUGCCUGCAAAGUCCAGACCAACAAGUGUGGCUCUGUGCAUGGACCACGCUGGUCCGGACUCAACACCUCAGUGGUUUUUGGGUUUCUCAAUUUUGUUCUAUGGGCUGGGAACAUCUGGUUUGUCUUUAAGGAGACCGGUUGGCACAAGGGUACAUCAAGGUUCGCAGGCGGGGCAUCUGAGAAACAGGCCGGCACCUUUAACCAGCAGCCCUACAACCAGGGAAGCUUUGACCAGUCAGGGAGCUACAACACCCAGGGAAACCUUGGCCAGCUGUCUGAGUACAGCCAGGUGGGAGGGCCCACCUCCUACUCCAAUCAAAUGUAGCCGUGCCUUUUCGUUUCAUGAGUGGCACUUCUGUAUUUUAAACCAGGGCAGUCAGGGGGUGAUAGGAGAGUAGGAAAGUUAAGGAUUGACUUUCAUCCUCUGCUCAGUUUGUCAUCAGUUUGUCUGUCUAAAAAACAAAAAAGAUGGUCAUAAAAAAAGGCAUCAAAGGUGUCAAAGUACAACCAUUGUAGAUACAAGUAUUGUUGGGUAUUGUACAAAAUUACUGGAUGUAGUCUUUUACUCCUUCUCUCUCAGAGGUGUUGUUUGCUGAAUGUUGUAUUUCUUGUAGUUUGAAAAACACAAGUAACAGUUACUCUCUGCGCUUGGUAAUUGACAUUCACUGUUACGACUGGAUAUCUUUUUCAAAGUGGUUUGCACUAUCAAGGAAGAAAAAAGUGCUCUAUGUUUGUAUAAUUCUCAAGUUUCUAAAAUGGUGUCGACUAAGUGCAUGGUGUCGUAUGUGUGUUCUCUGUGAAACUAUUAAAAAAACAUGCAUUUUUUUCUCUGAAAGUUUACAAAAUUCAAACUGCCCUGACUUAUCACUGAAAGUUUAUUUAGCACAGUAUCAUUACAUGUACAAUAUUGUUUACUCUAAAAGGAACUAUAUUUUGAUAAUGGGUAUUUCUAAUUCAGAUACGGAUUCAGAUUUCUGUGUUAUAUUUGUUACAAACACAUUCAAAUUCAUGUCUGACACUGAUCAUGUCAAAAGUCUAAAAACGUAAAGCAAUAACCACAUACUGAAAAAUAUACUGUACAGGGUUUGUGCAAGAAAAAAGUACAGUAUUGCAGCCAUUGCAGCAUGUUGUUUCUGUCUCCAUGGUUAGUUUAAUCUUAUUUGAGUCAUUUUAUUUGAGUAAUGUAAAGAGGAAGAUCUCCCUCAUUGUUUACAAGUGGCCGCUCCUGCUACAAGUUACUGUAACUGUUUUCUACGCUAUCCUCAGACUACUGGGAAAUUAUAAACAUAAGUUAUACUUCUUUAAAAACAUGUUCAGAGUAUCCAUUUACACUGCUAAAGCCCAGCAAAAAAAAAGCAGUAUCACAGUGAUAAUGGAUGAUUAGUGAAUAGUGGGCUCAUCUGUAUAUAACAAAUAUUGAGCUUUUGUUAACUUUAAAAUCACAAUUCAGGUUUGUACAACUCUAAAAAAAAUCUGUGCAAUUCAUGUAUAAUAAUAUUUAAAGGAUAAUCCUUGGUUGCUGUUUGUUAUUAAUUCUUAUAUUAAUAUGACUUGUGCAACCCUGUUUCUUGACCUCCUAAGCAUGUGGCUUGCAUCAGUGUAAUAAAGCAGAUUGAACACCCAUGUAUGUAUAAUAGUCUGACCUCCAUGAUAAAUGUGUACGGGUCCACGUGCAAUUAGUUCAUGAGUGUGGAUGUUUUACAGGCAUUCGUGCUAAUAAAGAUGCACAAAUGUGCCCAUAAAUAACCUGUU
Siniperca chuatsi (mandarin fish) is the source of this 2421-nucleotide messenger RNA. RefSeq names its product synaptoporin a (gene synpra). The record is from RefSeq and is a predicted model, not a curated record. Bases 143 to 994 code for a protein of 283 amino acids. The transcript has 6 exons. Gene Ontology annotation, cellular component: synaptic vesicle membrane; synaptic vesicle. Lineage: Eukaryota; Metazoa; Chordata; Actinopteri; Centrarchiformes; Sinipercidae.